This is a messenger RNA of Ceratosolen solmsi marchali, 747 nucleotides long. It is a transcript of the gene Smn, whose product is annotated as survival motor neuron. Gene Ontology annotation, molecular function: RNA binding. The transcript has 6 exons. Bases 1 to 747 code for a protein of 248 amino acids. Gene Ontology annotation, cellular component: nucleus; cytoplasm. Lineage: Eukaryota; Metazoa; Arthropoda; Insecta; Hymenoptera; Agaonidae. The record is from RefSeq and is a predicted model, not a curated record. Gene Ontology annotation, biological process: mRNA processing.
AUGACGGAGGAAGAUAAUAUAUUAUUCGUUAGAGGGAACGAUGAUUCUGAGUCUGCUGAUGUAUGGGACGAUUCAGCUCUUAUUAAAGCAUAUGAUAAGGCUAUUAAUUUAGCAAAAGAAGAAGUUUCAAAGCGUAUGGGCUUAGAAACUAAAAGUGCAGAUAUAAAAUCGAAAAAAUUUCAGUCUCAUAAGUAUUAUAAUCACUCUGAACAGCACAAAAAGAAAUGGGUUGUUGGUUCUCCUUGCCAAGCAGUAUAUUCAGAAGACGGAGAAUUUUAUGAAGCAGUAAUAAUCAAAGUAUUUGAAAAUUCUGGAAUGUGUACUGUCAAAUUUAUAGGAUAUAAUAAUAAGGAGAAAGUUGAACUUUCUAAACUUAUUGAAUCAGAAGGUCUACAGAAACAAAUUGCACAACAGAAAGAAGCAGCAUCAGCUGGGCAGAAUGUAAAUAUGAUGGAUUUUAAUGAAUUUCAAAAGUCAAAUGGUCUGUCAUAUAAUCCAAUGGACUUUGAUACUAACGAAACUAAAACAUUAAAAAAUAUGUACAUGCCUGGAUCUUCUUUUAGUAAUGAUAUAAGUACAAUACCUCCAGCUCCACCACUACCUCCUCAAUUUAUGGCUCGGUUACCUGAAAAUGAUGCUGAUGCUUUAUCAAGUAUGUUAAUGUCCUGGUACAUUAGUGGAUUUCACACAGGUUAUUAUCAUGGAUUAAAACAAAAUCAAAUGAAUAGAGAUCAAAGGAAAAAAUAA